GGCCGUGGUUGCGGUGACUGUACUGCGGCGGAGCCCGGCCCUGCAAGCUGCAGCGUGGGCCCCCGGCCCGGCGGGAGCGGCGGCGAGGCAGCGGGGAGGCGGGCUCCCCCUGCAGCCCGGACGGGUAAGUGCAUCAGGGCUGAGGCGGCGGCGCGCACGUCCGGCCCCCUGAGACGCGGGGUGGUGGAGUGGACGCGGGAGUACCCGGCCGCGCAGGAGGGUUUCCGGAGGCGGCGCGGCGUGCCUGCAUGUGGGCUAAAGUGGCCUUGUUCUCUUGUCCGCUGGCGCUGCUGCAUCCCCAUUCCCUCCUUGUCGAAGGAUUAUGGGCAGCGGGGAUGUAACGGGGGUGAGGAGAUGGUCUUGGAAUCAUAGAACGGUUUGAGGAUUUUGGGAGCUCUGUCUCCCAGUGCGGCUGCUGAAACCGAGGGAGGACUCCAGCAGUGCUUUGCUAAACUAAACGACGGUGAUGUCAAGCCAUUGCUUCUUGUGGGCAUCACACGCGGGCUUGUGUCAGAAUCAUCUCCCUGUCCCUUGCUUGCAGUGGGUAUGAGCGGAGGAGGGACUUCCGGGUUUGUCUGCGAUCUGGAACUAGAAAUCAGUGCACUGUGGCUUUCGAGUGCGGUUUUAAUGCUCUGUGUUUAACGUUUUGUACACAGCUGUUCAGGACCUCAUUUUGUUCUAAUUUCUGCCUAUGCCCAGGCGGUCGUGUAUCUGAGGAACUCGUUUGUUGUGUUGUGAGAUCUCUGGAUGAUAACUCUUAAUUACUUAAAGGCAAUAUGGGUAUUUGAAAUAGUUUUAUUGCCACAGAACUGUAAUGUCUAUGUUAAUAGUACGCGUGCAAAAUGAGAAACGUAGUGUUAAUGAGAUGUAAAAAUUCUCUAUUAAAUUCAUGUGGUUAUUCAGUGUAACAUAUGUCUUUGAAGAAAUAAAAGCUUUAUAAUUAACAUCAACAAACAUAACCUGUAGAGUGCAAGUCAGUACAUCCAUAUGGGUAGGCUUGCCUUGUGUUUGAGAGUGAGUAGAUGUGAGUGUUUUUUUCCUCCCCUAUUUAUAAAUAGAUUAAAACAUAAGUGUUUGACUUCUGCUGCAGCAGUUCAGUUUUGUACUAGGAAAGUUACAUGCAGCUCUCUACCUGCUGGUGUGUAAUGUUGUGUUGGAGAAAACAGGUUGAUUUCUUCGAAUGUCUUCUGUAAUCAAGGACACACUUAACUCCUUAAAGCUUUAAAUAACUAUAAUAAAAUAUUUAUAAAGACUGACUCUUGGGAUCUCCAAUCUAUAUUCUGAAAAUCUUAAUACUCUUUUUAAUAAAUCUUUUGUUUGAUUUUGGACAAGAAGAGGGGAUUUCUAGCAAUAUUCAGAGAAAUUGUGUAUAGUAAAUAUCCAGUAUUCUUAAUUAUGACUUAAUGUAAUUUGUAAGAAGAACUGUAAUAAUAGCAGGUGACUUAAUGGAAGCUUUAUUAAAAGCAAAGCAAAACCACAGCAGCCCUUUCUGACUUCUUACAGUUAAAACCAUCUCAAAUUUUGAGGAAGCAAUUGUAGAAUGGCUUAGAUUGGAGUGCAACUUGAAGAUCAUCUAGUUAGAAACCACCUGGUGUGGGCAGAGUUGCCACCCACUAGAUCAGACUGUCCAGGAUCGCAUCCAGCCUGACUUCAUAUGCCUCCAAAUAUGAGGCAUCUACAACCAGUGUUUCCAGUGGUUCACCACCACCUGAGUAAAAAAUUGCUUCCUAACAUUGAACUUAAAUCUCUCCUCUUGUAGUUUAAAGCCAUUCCCUUCUCACUGUCAGACUGUGUAAGGAGUCAGUCCCCCUCCAUGCUUGUAAGCUUUCUUCAAGUACUGAAAGGCUACAGUAAGGUCUCCCCAGAGCCUUUUCUUCUCCAAGCUAAACAAGCCCAACUCCCUCAACCUUUCUUCACAGGAGAGGUAGGUACUCCAGCCCUCUGAUCGUUUUUGUGGCCCUCCUCUGGACCCUUUCCAAGAGCUCUACAUCCCUUCUGUACUGUGGGCCUCAGGCCUGAACACGGUACAGUAGGUGAAGUCUCUAAGGGCAGAGUAGAGGGACAGUCACCUUCCUGCUGGUGGCCCCACUUUUGAUGCAGCUUAGGAUACUGUUGGCCUUCUAGGCUGCAAGAGCAUGCUGCUGGCUCGUGUCAAACUUUUCAUCCAUCAGGACCCCCAAGUCCUUCUUUGCAGGGUUGCUCUCAAUGGAUUCUUUCUACUUUUAUCUGGGAUUGUCAUGAAGAACUUAUAUUUCAGGAGGCACAGAUAAAAGUCCAGGGAAUGGAACCAUCUGUCUAAUGCGUGAGAUGUUAGAGUAGAUAAAUGCGUAUAACUUCUUCGAGGGCUUGUAUACCUCUUAGAAUGGUACUUGGCUGAGACAAAAUUGAUGAAAGUAAAACCAUGACCAGGCUGUCCUCAGAUUCCUUUAGGCAGUUUCUUAGCAUGCAUAUCUUCCUAGCUGCUGUCUCUGCCACUUUUACAUGUUUGUUCUUUAGAUUUUGAGAAUUAGUUGUUAUUUCUUACUUCCAUUUAAUUUUCAGGAAGUUAUUUUUAUUGUUUUCUUAAUGAAUUUGACUUAUCAACUUUAAAUGAGUUUAUUCAAAUGAAAAUUAAGAGUUAGUUUUAUAUUAGUAUUUGUCAACUCCAAAAAUCCCUGAAAUAUAAGUUGGCAAAUAAACCUUUAAAAUAGUUCCAACCCAAAUACCUCCUAACAGUCUUCAUUUAAAAACAACGACAAAAAAAACCAAAGCAGAAAACCUUCAAAAUCUUCUUCCAGAGUUGCUCAUUAAGCAGUUUAUUAGAUGAGGAAAUACAAAUACUAAAGUUGAUUGAAUUUCCAAUGCAGAUAUUAUAAAGAGGAAGAAAAUCUGUAAGUGUGUGAAAAUGCUACUGUUGUGAGCAAUUCUUUAGAGUACUGAGUGCCAGCAUCCUAACAACAGGUUUGUAUAUCAGUUUCUGUGCAGAUUUUGAUGUCUGAAAAUGGCCAUACUGCAGCCUUUUCCUCUCUGGAUUUUCUAGUAGGGUUUCUAUCUAACUGUCUAUUCUCAUUAAUUUUCUAGGAACUUCUCAUCUAGUAUUCCUUCAGAUUUUGUUGGAGACACUUGCAAGCACGUGGAAGGUGUACUUAUAGGUUGUUGCUCCAGCUCUAUUCCAACUCCAUAUUUGAUUCGAUUGUGGUCAUCUUGUUUCCAUAUGAACACAAGCUAAAAUGGGACUGAAUGAUACAAGGGGGAAAAAUCACUGCGUUAAUUGGCACAGGUUUCCCAGAGACUGUUAAAUCUGUCCAUGCAAGUUUUGAAGAUGUGAAUAGGCAAGGCACUCCAUACCCUGAUUGUGAUUUGUCUGGGUCAUUUCCUGAGGUCUCUGCUAACGUAAAUGAGAAUUGUUCUAAGACAUACAUAUAAAAGGAAAGCAAGUGGGAACUUCCAUUUUUUGUGGUGACUUAUCACUGUAAAGAGUUGAAAUGCAGACAUUUCCACUUCUUUUUAAUGCAAGAGUUACAGUCAAAGGUGAAUGAGUAGUAUUUGUCUCUGACAGUUAAGACACUGUCCACGCAGUUGCUUUGUUGUUAGUAUUAAAAUACUCGGUUCUACUGGAAGGGGAAGAACUGCAGUAGUGAUCUCUGUUGAAAAGCUGAAAGUAGUUGCAUCUUAUGGGUGAGUACAGAUAAUAGAGAAAUGACGGGAACCACGAGUGUUGUGUCAUUAUGGAGUUUUACCUAUUUGAGCACUGGAUGUUGGAAUAUGUUGGUGGAUGAAAUGCCUGAGCAAUGUCUGAAUGCUCGGUUUAGAACUGUUCAUAUAAAAUGAGUUUGGAUUGAAUCAGCUGUCACAAUGAUUCUUUUACCAUGAUGUUAACUUCUUGGGAGUUUCCCUUAUGAAAUGUUCUCUCUGUAAACCUGGUGUGUUACUAGCUUUUAGAAACCUCGGUUGGAAGUUAUUAGAAAUGAGCUUACCUUCAGCAACAUGGUUGAUCAAGAGUAACUCAGAUUUAAUUGUACUGUAGUGCUUUCAUGUUGACUUUUGUUAAGAAUGGCAUGCAUACCAACAGAAAGUUGGCUACAUUAUACAUAGAAACUGUGUGCAUGCUAAGGUUUGAAGAAUGUUCAGAAUGCAAAAGAAAUGAGUAUAAAAAGAGUAUGGAUAAUAAACUAUAUAGUAAUCUGAGUGUUAAACUGAAUGUUUGAAGGAAUGAACUCAGGAAGUUGAAAUUUCAUGACCGUUAUGGUAGUGUGUUGCUGUAUCUAAUAGAUGCAGAGCGUAGUUGGUGAAUAACUUAAAAUCUUACUGCCAAACAGUCUGCUUAAAGACCAGCUGAAUAAAAUUGUACAUAGUAUAGAGGCAUCAGUCUUACCGGAUUGAACAUCAACUACUUGAAAACUGUAAAAUAAGUCAUCCAUGCUCAAAAUUCUUUUGUUGUUGUUGUUGUUGUUACUACUUUGUCUUUCUUUUAGAUUAAUGACUUCAAUUUCAGAAAGUUUGCUGGUCUUUAAAAACACAAAACUGAGAUAGAUGGGUGUAAUGUACAGUGUAUUACCUUUUUGUACUAAGGUUGCGUCAAAAAGUGUCUGCUUCAUCUUCUACAAUAGUAAGCUAAAGGACUGAGGUGAAGGAACUGUUUCCAGUGGAACUUACUGUAUUGAACCACAGCUCCCUCUGGCAGAGCUGAGCUUGGUGUUGUGCUGUCAGCUCUGUUGUUGUCUGAAGUGGAUCUUGGGGUUGGUGCACAUAACCUGCCUUCAUGGAGAAACUGGUAAUGAAGCAUUAACUGGAGACUGCAAAUUCCCGCUGACUUUGGUUUAAGAAGAGUACUUUAAGUCUUUAUUUUACUUCUUGGAUUCUGAUAGUAGAAUGCCAGACUAGAUAAUGUGAUUUAUUGUGUUCUUUAUAGGUUCCUGACCCACACUGCUGGUGGUAUCAGAAUGUCUUCCAGACUUCUUGCCAAUAAAAAAGAAUAGAAAACAAGACUAGCAUCUGUCCAAUGGGGCUCACUCUCCAUUUUUCUCUACACACCUUUCCUUUGUGGGGAGAAGAAGAGGAGAAUAGCAUGAAAAGUGCAAAAUGUUUCAAAUUCCUGUUCAAAAUCUUGAUAAUAUCAGGAAGGCUCGCAAAAGGGUGAAAGGCAUUCUUGUGGAACUUGGGCUUGACAGCUGCAGGGAAUUGUUGAAGAAUCUUAAAAGUUUUGACCCAGGUGAAAAAUACUUCUGCAACACUUCUUGGAGUGAUGUCUCUCCUUGGGAGUCUGUGGGCAAAAGGAAGAGAUACAGAACAAAGCCGUACUGCUGUAGUUUAUGCAAGUUCUCAUCAAAAUUACUUACUUCACUGAAGAGUCAUUUGCACCGUUACCAUGAAGAUGAAAUGGAUCAAGAGCUUAUAGUACCUUGCCCAAAAUGCGUGUUUGCUUCUGAGCCAAAAGUAGUGGGAAAACAUAUCCGAAUGUUUCAUUCAUCUAAUAAGAGAAUACAGAACUAUACAGUCAGCAUCUUGGAUGGCAUGAAACAAUUCAGAAGUGACAUCAUUAACUUUACAUGUCUAAAAUGUAACUUUACAGACACAUUGUAUUAUAACAUGAAGAAACAUGUGCUGAUGAACCAUUUUCAAAACUUAAUAAGUACGUAUUUUGGCCAGAGACCUGAUGAAAGUAAAGAGAAUUGUAUUGAGAACUACUGCAAAAAAUGUAAUGCUUCUGCAAACAGCCAAGAUUCUUUAAUGUAUCAUGUCUUGACAGCUGAAACACACAGAGACCUGGAGAACAAACUUCGGUCUGUAAUUUCAGAGCAUAUUAAGAAACCAGGACUUGUGAAACAAAUGCAGAUAGCUCCAAAGCUUCCCCAAAGUGUACCUGUAGCUGCUCUGUCUGUAGGUCCUCCUGUGGCCCCAGCAGGUUCCAUCACAGCUCCAGCUUGUAUCCAACUUGCGUUCCCACAGAAUAAUCAAAACCAGACUGUGGUGCAGCCGAAAGUUCAGAACACAGUCACAUCACUGACUGUUCCAAGUGCCUCUUGUAGUGUUCCACAUACAUCUUCUACUCCAGUUGUUACCCCAUCGCAUGUUACUCUUGUAUCCAGUCACCUUCCUGUAGGUCAGAAUAAUGUUAAUAUUCAGCCAUCUCCUUCUCAGCCUCUCAUUGUUUCUCACAGACUUCCUCUUAAUCAGCCUGUCACAGCUGGGGCUGUUCCUCUGAAUCAUUCUGUUGGGACCCUAAACAGACCUGUGGCCCCUACAGUUCUUCCUGUUAAUCAACAAGUCAGGCCUGGACUUUUUCCUAUUAAUCAAUCUGUUGGUACUGUAAACAGUCCAGUUGCAACUGCACCGUUACCUGUUACUCAGCCUGUCAGCCCUGUCAAUCAACCAGUUGCACCAGGAGUUCUCUCAGUGAACCAUUUGUCUGAGAAUGUGAAUAGACCCGUUGGUCCCACAGUCCUUCCUAUGGCUCAGACAGUUGCUUCAGGGGUUCUACAACUUAAUCAGUCUGCUGUGUCUGGAGUUGUUCCUGUCAGACCGCCUGUCAGACCUGGAUUUCUUCAGCUUAAUCAACCUGUUGCCCCAGCAGUUAUCCCAGUAAAUCAGUCAGUUAGAUCUGCACUUUCUCAAAAUGCAACUUUUUUGGCUGCAGGUUCUGUACUUAGGCAGUUGAUUCCAACUGGGAAGCAAUUUAAUGGAAUACCUACCUACACACUUGCUCCAGUUUCAGUUACUUUGCCUGUACCUCCUGGUGGUGGAGUAACUGUGGGUACUCCACCACAAGUGCCUAUCCAGCUAAUGCAGUCUGGGACAGUGACUCAGUUAUCUCAGUCACCAGCUAGUGCACCCUCUCCUCCAGUGGUUUUAACAACUCAGAGUAUAUCAUUACAAGCUUCCCCACCUGAUGCUGAAACAAGUCAGACCCUUGGAAAGGCGAAGCAGUGGAAGAUUUGCCCUGUUUGCAAUGAGCUUUUUCCAUCAAAUGUUUAUGAGGUGCAUAUGGAGGUGGCCCACAAACAUAGUGAAGUAAAAAUAGAGGAGGCCCAGGAACCCGACAAACUUGCAGCUUGUGCACCCUUUCUCAGGUGGAUGACAGAGAAGACGGUCCGAUGUUUCUCUUGUAAAUGCUUUCUCUGCGAGGAAGAACUCAUGAAACAUCUGUUGAUGCAUGGCUUAGCUUGCUUGUUUUGCACAGUUACUUUCCAUGACUUAAAAAGCCUUGCAGAGCACAGCAAAUCUACACACAGUGGGAAAAAGCAGUUACAUGCAGAUUACAGCAACAGAGGAUUUCAGCUAGGUAACGAGGCUCAGGGUGACCUGGUAUUUCCCCACUUUGAUUUCAGUACAGUGUUACCAGAAGAGGACAUUGGUGAAAGAGAAGUACACUUGGCAGUGCUCGCUGGAGUAAAUUCAAGGACGCUCGUCCCCAUUUACAUCAAAGUGAAACCUCAGGGAGCAGAAUUGAACAAUGGAUGCAACAAAGUGUUAACCUGUCCGUUUUGUUUCAGUUUGUUUAUUAGUCAAGAAACCUAUGAAAUGCAUUUGAAAGAGAGGCAUCAUGUUAUGCCAACUGUACAUACAAUUUUAAAGUCUCCAGCUUUCAAGUGCAUCCACUGUUGUGGCGUGUACACUGGAAAUAUGACUCUGACAGCUAUUGCUGUGCAUUUGCUCCGUUGUAGAAGUGCUCCCAAGAACAGCAACUCAAGUAUGAAGAUGCAGCUUGAGCGUACAGAGAAGAAAGAGCUACUGUUUGUGAAUGGGGAAAAGCAUGAUUCUGUAAUUAAGAGAAAACAGUCUGAUACCUGCUUUGUUACAGAAGACCAAAAGAAUAAGGAACAGCAGCCACUGAGCUUAAGUGCUGGACUAGCUCUGUAUCCAGAAGAUGAAUUGUAUUCGGGGCUAGUGCCUUUGAAACGACAGAAGAUUAGUAUUAGGACUGAGAUGAAGAAAAUUUCUAGUGAGGAUCUCCGUGUUCUAGCAGUAGAUCCUAGACAAUAUGAUCAUGGUUCGUAUGAGACUCAAAAACAGUUUUUGACAGACUAUUUUCAUGUGAGGCCAUAUCCUUCAAAAAAGGAGAUGCAGUUAUUGUCCACGCUGCUGUGUGCUUGGAAAAUUGAUGUUGCAUCAUUCUUUGGAAAAAGGAGGAAUAUAUGCUUAAAGGCAAUAAAUAGUCACAAACCAUCUGUGCUGCUGGGUUUCAGUAUGUCCGAACUAAAAAAUAUUAAGCACAAAUUGAAUAUAAAAGAUGAACCAUUAGAUAUGUAAAAAAGCUUUUUAUAACAUCUAAAAGCAAUCAGUAAUUGCAUACUUAUGAAUGUUGCAAUUUAUUAUGAUGAAUUAUUAAAUUUAACUUGCAGACUGGCCUGUUGGAGGAGUGUGGUAGUAUAAAAACUUUCAGUUGUGACUGCUGUUGUGAGAGGUACACAGUCGUGUAUUUGAAACAGCUAAAACUUUCAGAUUUACAUUUCUGGAAUUUGUUUUAGCUUUUUACUUUUUCUAGAGUAGUAAUUUUUUGUUGGUUUUGUUCCCCUUUCCCCCUCCUCCAAGUUCCCAAUAGACUUUUUAUACCAUUAUGUAAAAUGUUUGUGCUGUUAAAUACAAAUUUUAUUUUAUUUUUCUGCAAUGUCAUCAUGUUUUCUAAACAAUAAAAUGUAUAAUGUUGUUUAAAAUACUGAA
Messenger RNA from Gallus gallus (chicken), 8640 nucleotides. It is a transcript of the gene ADNP2, whose product is annotated as ADNP homeobox 2. NCBI's taxonomy places the organism in Eukaryota, Metazoa, Chordata, Aves, Galliformes, Phasianidae. Gene Ontology annotation, cellular component: nucleus. The record is from RefSeq and is a predicted model, not a curated record. The transcript is spliced from 4 exons. Gene Ontology annotation, biological process: regulation of gene expression. The coding region runs from base 5062 to 8229 and encodes 1055 amino acids. Gene Ontology annotation, molecular function: DNA binding.